GGAGAAUGAACGAGUGAAGUUCAAACCACAGAUAAGAAAUGAAGAUACGUUCCCAGAUUUUAAAGUACAUGCAUUUGGAUAGAACUUAUUGUCUGCUAACCGGCAGGAAUGUCCGCAUAAUUUUAGAAUUGUUUCGCCUGAUUGAUGUUCAUCGUGAAAUGGCUCUCAAUGAUCUGCAGUUCUGUGCAUUUAUGAAGACAGCCACUGACUUGAGCACAAAUCAAAUCUACAAAGUGUUUGACAUGUUAGAUGUAGAUGGGUCUGGUUCAAUGGACUUUGACGAAUUCUACCUUCUUAUUUGUAUUCUUAUCGCGGUUCAAGAUAACGUGGAGAAGAACUUCAUUUUCCGCCAUUCAAGGACCGUAUUCGACCUCUUAGAUGAAGAUAACAGCGGAAAUAUCUCUGCCUAUGAGUUCGAAACGUUUGGAUUUCUGUUCAACUUACAAGGCGAAGCUAUUCAAACUAUAUUCAGGGAAUUUGAUGUUUCUGGAGACCAGGAACUCGGCUACUCGGAAUUUAAAAUGUUUGCCAUGGCCUGCAUUGACCGACAGUCAGAGAUUGAAUCCAGCAAAAACACAAAAUCAAAUAUCCUGAUUAAGUCAGUAGGAAGAAUUUGUAGUUCAUGUGCUGUGAUGUAAUUAAAUUUUCAUAU
This is a messenger RNA of Stylophora pistillata, 652 nucleotides long. RefSeq names its product EF-hand calcium-binding domain-containing protein 9-like. The record is from RefSeq and is a predicted model, not a curated record. Gene Ontology annotation, cellular component: cytoplasm. Lineage: Eukaryota; Metazoa; Cnidaria; Anthozoa; Scleractinia; Pocilloporidae. Gene Ontology annotation, molecular function: calcium ion binding; protein binding; calcium ion sensor activity.